UUGUUGUUUGCACAGAGUACCUUUGUCCUUUGUAUAAACCGAACUGGUUGCUUGGUUGUUUGCUGUUCGAGAAAUUUAUUCUACACCACUAAAAUGGGUAUGUUGGCUGCUCUCGCUGUUAACAUUGUCGGUGGGGCGGUCAUUUACGGAACAGCUGGUAUUGGUGCUCCAUUGGUAGCACCAUUGCUGGGUUUCAGCAGCAGCGGCAUCGUGGCUGGAAGUACUGCCGCUGCCGCCCAGGCGUACUACGGAAACCUUGCUGCUGGGAGUAUAAUUUCCCAACUGACAUCAAUUGCUAUGGUAGCACCUACUCCAUAA
This is a messenger RNA of Parnassius apollo (apollo), 318 nucleotides long. The record is from the annotation of a GenBank genome assembly. Lineage: Eukaryota; Metazoa; Arthropoda; Insecta; Lepidoptera; Papilionidae.